Molecule: messenger RNA, 288 nt
Organism: Angiostrongylus costaricensis
Lineage: Eukaryota; Metazoa; Nematoda; Chromadorea; Rhabditida; Metastrongylidae
Source: the annotation of a GenBank genome assembly
AUGUCUUCUGUGGCACGAAUUACGAUUCUAUCAGCGUUAUAUCUGCUUAGAUCCGCUCUAACACUCACUUGUCCCAUUCCUUCGGCCGGAGGUCUGCCGCUGCGAAACAAAACCUGUCCAGACUUCAAGGCCGACCCGUCAUUCGUCUACUGUUGCACGUCUAAACUACCGCCCACCAGUGGCAUUUACAGGGAAAAGCACGGGAUUUUUUGCUGCUCGUUAGCUGAUUUCGAGAAGGAACGGCAGGAGAUCGCCGACGAGGAGUUCCACAAUUUCAUCAAACAGUGA